AUGUUAAAGGCUGAUUUUGAGGACGCUCGAAUCUUUGGAGCUCGAGUUGCGGCCAUGCUUUGUGAUGGACAGGAUUCUGAUGAAGUCUUCAAAACUCUCGAAUGCACACAAGAAGGGAAGAAUCGGAAGGAAUUCGUAAAUAAAUGUGGCAGAAUGAAUUUGAGAAGCACGGACUGUGGGAAAUUCGCGGAACAAGCCAGUUGUGCAAUUGACGUGUUGAAUUGUGGAAAUGAGAAGGUGGUGAAAUUCUUGACCGAGGUAACUUUAAUU
Mesorhabditis belari is the source of this 270-nucleotide messenger RNA. NCBI's taxonomy places the organism in Eukaryota, Metazoa, Nematoda, Chromadorea, Rhabditida, Rhabditidae. The record is from the annotation of a GenBank genome assembly.